This is a messenger RNA of Aspergillus mulundensis, 846 nucleotides long. RefSeq lists its product as uncharacterized. Lineage: Eukaryota; Fungi; Ascomycota; Eurotiomycetes; Eurotiales; Aspergillaceae. The transcript is spliced from 2 exons. The record is from RefSeq and is a predicted model, not a curated record. Bases 1 to 846 code for a protein of 281 amino acids.
AUGCAAGUCCCAGACAAACACUACAUCGGGUGCUGCGACACGGCCUCAAACACAUGCCGGUUCUUUACGUCCUGCAUAGACGCCAGCUCCAAGAGUCCGAGCGCAGAUCUAGCGGACGUUUAUACCUGUACCGGCAACGACCGCUGCUACCGCAAUUCCUUCCCGGACGAUUUAUACCAACCCGGGUUCUACCAGUGGGGGUGCGGGGCCCUCGAGGACGCAACGACGGUGGUGACGAGUUACGACGGGAUAAACACUGCUUUAACGCUGCAGGUGGUGUAUACCGGGGAUGGGGAUGGGGACAGGGCGGCGGAAACAUAUGGGACUGUGAAGGAGCCGUCAACAACCGAAACUAUGGAGAGUAUAACGGAAACAGUGUUAUCUUCGACCUCGACCGGGACGUCUUCGUCUUCGUCCUCGUCUUCAUCUUCAUCUUCCAUCUUGCUUCCUACUCCGUCCUCCGACAAAAGCGAACCUACCAAUCCUGCCCCGGACGCCUCUGAAUUAAGCUCAGGUGCAAAAGCCGGUAUUGGCGUUGGGGCUGCGGUCGGCGCGCUGUUGGUGCUCGGCGCCAUGGUAUAUUUCGUGUUGCGGUGGAGGAAGAGGCGCCGCGUGCAAAGAGGACUACCGGUCAUCAGCUCGUCGAACGCCAGCGGUCCCGGCUCUGGAUACUACAAUGCUGUUCCUAUGCCUGGUCCAUCGGAGUUGGAGUCCACCGAGCGUUCGCUGUUCGAGCUGAGUCCUAUUGUAGAUGGUGGGAUGGGUUCGGGCAAGGGGAUUGGGAAGCCGGGGAUGGCGAAGGAUCGCAAUGGAAGGGUCGGGGAGGUGUUUGAGGUACCAGGGUGA